Penicillium subrubescens is the source of this 1312-nucleotide messenger RNA. RefSeq lists its product as uncharacterized. Bases 1 to 630 code for a protein of 209 amino acids. The transcript is spliced from 2 exons. The record is from RefSeq and is a predicted model, not a curated record. Lineage: Eukaryota; Fungi; Ascomycota; Eurotiomycetes; Eurotiales; Aspergillaceae.
AUGGAUUCUCAGCAAUCAAAGUCCGAUUCCGCCAGGGAAUCUUCCCUCCUGCUGAAGCUCCUCCACUGGCACAAGCUCUUCGAAUCCGACACUCCUCCGCGACUGGGAAUCGAUGUCGACCGACGCAUACCCUACGCUCUCAUGUCAGCAUUCACAUCUGGCAUGGCACUGGGAUAUCUCAAUGGAAGCAAGAAGGCCGGUCUUGUAUUCCGUGCCGAAAACGCCCAUCGGUUCCCUACGACCUCGUCCGGAUGGUUCCAGUACCACAAGACCAAGAACUACAUCUCAGUGGUGGGCGGGGUGAAGGAUGGGUUCAAGUUGGGAUCGAAGCUGGGAGCAGGCGCACUUGCAUUCUGUCUGUUUGAAGAGACGGUGGACUAUGCGCGACAUUAUGAGCGGGACUUUUUGUCGACUGUUACAGCCGGAUUGUCCUGCUCGGGAAUCUACAGUUUACUGGCCCGCCACGACGUCUAUACUGCCGCGCGAACUGCCAAGCUUGGGUUGAAAAUGAGCUUGGUCUACGGGCUCUUGCAAGAUGGCCUGGAAACCAUGAAGGGCAAUCGCCCGGCCUAUAUCGAUUUCCUCAUGGGCAAUCGUCGGUCCAAGCGUACAAACGAGGGCUCAAUCUGAUGUGAUUAGAUCCUAAUCACGUUUGGAUUCAUUUGCUUCCGAUAUCCGGAUUUGGGCCGGCUGGCUUUGUCGGUUAUCGUCUCCGAGAUCCUCCAGAAGAGAAGGCUUCAAGAGUCCGUCAUUUCGGAGGUGUCCCCACCGUUCUUCGGCAUCGAAUUGAAGUGUGAUGGACUGUCACCCAUAUCAAGUAGGCAUCUGUCGUAUGAGCGGUGUGCACCUGCCCACUUUCAGUGUCUUCCCGACGGCCCAGACUGCCGAACUAGGACAAGGCAUCCCCAACCAAGUCUCACAUGGACAUACGGGCAUUCUGGAGCCACCGGAUGGCACGGAUAAAAAUAUUAAGCACUGGAGCUUCGGGAAGUAACCGAUAAAACUCUUGCUUUGGUUGGCACUGGCUCCCAUUCGGGAGAUCAGUUUUACGGGAGCUAGUCUAGCACCUCGCUUUGUACUGUUUGAUGUUUGACUUACAUUUUGAUACCCUGUUUUACUAUUGUAUAUGAAAGCUCUCUAUUCUCUUCCAAUUUACUAUCUGGUCCACUUGCCAUUGAUCAUGACUUCUCACAUGACCCUCGUUGCUGUAACUUUCCCAGGCACGUGAUGAUAUGCGCCCAAUCUUGCAUUUGCAAUAAAAAAAGGAAGUGGCCAUGCCGGACGAGUCAGUAGAAUAUCGCGACCAUUAAAC